AUGUCGGAUACGGACACAAAACCAACGAACCAAGACAGUGGAGAUAAGAUGGAUGGGGAGUACAUCAAGUUGAAGGUGAUCGGGCAGGACAGCAGUGAAAUCCACUUUAAAGUGAAGAUGACAACACAUCUGAAAAAGCUGAAGGAGUCCUACAGCCAGAGACAGGGUGUCCCAGCUAGUACACUCAGGUUUCUGUUUGAAGGCCAGAGAAUUGCAGAUAAUCAAACUCCUAAAGAGCUUGGAAUGGAGGACGAGGAUGUCAUUGAGGUAUAUCAAGAACAGACGGGUGGACUUUGGAACGAUUAA
Nerophis lumbriciformis (worm pipefish) is the source of this 306-nucleotide messenger RNA. Lineage: Eukaryota; Metazoa; Chordata; Actinopteri; Syngnathiformes; Syngnathidae. The record is from RefSeq and is a predicted model, not a curated record.